UUGAGGGACCAAAUAACUGACUUUCAUCCCGGUGAAUGCCGCUGCUAGUACAGACGGUUUCCUCUGUCACUGACACAGCAAAAUAUCCAGAGCUUACUCUUGUGAUUGGGAAGGUCACUCACCACAGUAUUGAGCUGAGCUGGAUGAAUGAAGAGAAUAAACCUCGAAAUGACCCUCCUGAACGCUGGACCCGCUUCUCUGUGGAGCAGAUGGACCCCAAAACACACACAUACAGCACCGUAUACAUAGGGUACAGCACUCAUCAUCUUGUAGAGGGCUUGGAGUCCAGCACCUCCUAUAAUUUUAGGCUGAGGGUCACCAGAGCCUCAUGGGAGUGCAGCCUCAGCCCCGUGGUAUCUGUCUUCACCGCCCGAGAGCCUUUCAGUGGGAAGAACCUCCACCAGGCUGUGAACAGGGAGGAUGAGGAGGAGCUGACCACAGUUCUGCAGUCAGGAAUGGUCGACGUGGAUGUUUAUGACAAAAUGGGGUUCACCCCUCUCAUGGUGGCAGCACAGAAAGGUUUCACCAGCUUAGUGGACAUUUUAGUGAAGCAUGGAGCUGAUAUUAACAAGAGAGACAGCACUGGAAAAGACAGUCUAAUGCAGGCCUGUUUUGCUGGUCACCUGAACACAGUGAAGUAUCUGCGUAACUGCGGCUCCACAUGGCAGUCCGGAGACACGGACGGCUGCACGCCGCUCCACUGGGCUGUGGAUGGAGGACACCUGCCUAUCAUUACAUAUAUGAUCAAAGAUGGUUGUGAGGUGGAUGUGAUGGAUAAAGUGUCUCUCUGGACUCCUCUUAUGCGUGUGUCAGCCAUCAGUGGAAACGCUGCGGUCGCCUCCAUCCUCCUCCAGGCUGGAGCUGAUGUAAACAUCCGUGACAAAGCUGGCAAGACACCACUAAUGGUCGCUGUGCUGAAUAACCAUGUAGAGCUGGUGAAACUUCUGCUUGCCAGUGGGGCAGAUCACCACAUGAAGAACGAGUAUGGAGCAGGUGCAGCGGAUAUGGCAAAAGCAUUUGGGAGACAGAGCAUCAUAAACUUGCUGGAUAAUAUAAGCUUGGAAGAUUCAAAUCGACUGACAGCAGCAGGACAGUUCUGUUAUGGAGACAAGAUAUGAUCUUUAUCUUAAUGUCAUAUUUUACACUACAU
Molecule: messenger RNA, 1150 nt
Organism: Sinocyclocheilus rhinocerous
Lineage: Eukaryota; Metazoa; Chordata; Actinopteri; Cypriniformes; Cyprinidae
Product: fibronectin type 3 and ankyrin repeat domains protein 1-like
Exons: 11
Coding region: 36-1118 (360 amino acids)
Biological process (GO): regulation of apoptotic process
Cellular component (GO): nucleus
Molecular function (GO): protein binding
Source: RefSeq, a predicted model, not a curated record